Aspergillus novofumigatus IBT 16806 is the source of this 2403-nucleotide messenger RNA. RefSeq names its product putative C6 transcription factor. The record is from RefSeq and is a predicted model, not a curated record. Gene Ontology annotation, biological process: DNA-templated transcription; regulation of transcription by RNA polymerase II. Gene Ontology annotation, molecular function: DNA-binding transcription activator activity, RNA polymerase II-specific; RNA polymerase II cis-regulatory region sequence-specific DNA binding; zinc ion binding. NCBI's taxonomy places the organism in Eukaryota, Fungi, Ascomycota, Eurotiomycetes, Eurotiales, Aspergillaceae. Gene Ontology annotation, cellular component: nucleus. The transcript has 5 exons. The coding region runs from base 1 to 2403 and encodes 800 amino acids.
AUGACAGAAAUUCAGCAGAAAAUGGGGCCUCCAGACCCGGAGCAGCCCCGACCACCAGAGCAACGCGUGCGCAAGAGGCGCAGACGGACUAUGGCCUGCACGCAAUGUCGCAGCAGAAAGCUCCGGUGCGAUCGUGAAUAUCCCACAUGCGGCCGAUGUCUGAAGAGCAAGACCCCUACCAAAUGCACCUAUGAGGAUGGCUUUCUGUGGCAGCAACCCAAUACAGUUGCAUCGCCCGUCUUCUCCGACCGAGGUUCCACAGUACUGGCUCAGAUGCCCCGAGUCGAUCGGGCGCCCGCUCUCACUACCCCGGACUCGGGGAUAAGCAGUCUGCCGCCUCGGUCACAACCACCACCACUGCCAUCUACACCGCAUGGCCGUCAUGGAGAAGAGAAACGGAGCUUUCUCGAGACUGUUCUCGGGGCCCCCAAGGCGGGUGUCAACCAGGAACCGUAUGUGAACACCGAAGUGCUUCAGCGGCCCCGGCAUCCUCCUGAGAAUCGGCACGAGGCACAGCCACAGCCAUUGGAAGAUGACGAUGAGCUUGCAUCUCCUUCGCAGCAGCUAGAUAUCCUGCCGCGUAUAAUGAUGCGAGGUAAGGAGACCAAAACUCGGUUCAAUGGGUCGGGCAUACUUGCCAACUUGAUCGCGCAGUUCCCAGACAUCAGGUCAUUUGCGGAGGAGGUGCGACUGUCGAGUCCGAACCUUACACAGCUGCGCUUCGACCUGGAAAGGGUAAAGCGGGGUCUGUGGAAAAGAAAGCCGUUGAAUGAGUCGUUCCCAGUGCCCGACACAAAGUCGCUCAUCGACAUGCUGCCCACCCGUCGAACAGUUGAUGAACUAGUAGUCUUGUAUCUGACCUGUAUCGAGUCCACGCAUCGCAUCCUUCACGUUCCGUCCUUUCUCAAGGAGCUGGACGAGUUCUGGGCGCAGAAGGACAAUCCCAAUUUGGUAUCAACUGGCUUUGUCGUGCAACUCCUCCUAGUUCUUGCCUGCGCUUGGAAUCUAGCAGAUUUUGAUACUCUCCAGCUGAAGAACGAAGCUAGCCUCAAGUGCUAUACUCCGGUCGAGUGGGUUCUACACGUUGAAAAGUGGCUGGAUAACGCACAUAUCAAACGGCCAGAGAUUACGGCUCUCCGAAUACAGAUCCUCCUGAUCAUUGCCCAAAAUAGUUUCGGGAUGAAACGGAGCCAUGCCUGGCUUGCUACGGGAACGCUGGUCAAACAGGCCAUGAUAGCUGGAUAUCACCGCGAUCCUAGCCGGUACACCAAGAUCUCCGUCUUUAAUAAGGAAAUGCGCAGACGGAUCUGGACGACCAUUGUCGAACUCGACCUUCAGGUUGCCCUUGAACGGGGAAUGCCCCCCUCGGUUCAAGAAUCGGACUAUGAUACAGCUCCGGCCUCGAACAUCAACGACAAUGAAAUUCAGGAGACCAGUACAGAGCUUCCCGGAGAGAGGCCGCUCCAUGAAAUUACCGAUUCGUCCUUCCAAGCAGUUCUCACGCAAUCACUCCCAUUGCGCCUCAAAGCGUGCGCUCUGAUGCAUUCUCCUCGGAUCAGCUGCCGCUACGAGGAGAUUCAACGUCUGGACUGGGAGCUCGGGAGAUAUCUUCAGAAGAUCCCGGCUUGGCCGACUGCAGAGAACGACGACUUUCAGAGCAAGAACAAAGUCACUCUACUUAAAUCUCUUCUGGAGACAAAAGUCGCUCACAGUCUCUUGUCUGUUCAUACGCCUUUCGCAAUCGAAGCCCCACGAGAGCCACUCUUUGCACCCUCAGCCCGGUCACGCCUAGAGGUUGCCACCCUCAUCCUUUCCAACCAAAAGCGCCUUCAUGAAACGUCGAAACAAUUGUCUCUCUGUAAUUUUGGGGAGUGGACCAUGCAGGCAUUCUGUACAAUAUGUCAGAUAUUGCACGCGGGGAGUAGCGCCCACGCAUCUUCUCCUACAUUCCUCACUCACACACUACCGGGGCUUCCUGAAUCCCUCGUCUCGUUGCUCGAGAUGGUCUUAGCUUCUGUUGAGACGCGGCUUCUUCUUGUGGUCAAGGGCGCAAAGGAGUACUUCUUCAUGUCGACGCUCCUGGCGUUGGUCAAGGCGAAAUUGUGGCCGGCACAGGCGAAUGUCUAUAAACAAGAGGUUAUCGACCGCGUGAUCUAUUUUGCGCAAACUCUCUUUUCACGGCAUGCUAAUUGCGCGCACUUGGGCGAUCGAGGGCAGGGCUGCUUCGGAACAGAUCAGGUCCCUAGUUUGACACCUGGCCCUGGUAUGGCGCCUCCUCUUGCCGCAGACCCGAACGGCGCUCUUCAAUCACCAGGCUUCGGUAUCGUGCCUUAUGGAGAGAUAGACCCCUUCCUGGAGGUCUUUGACUGGGCGGACUUGACGGGGAUCACUCUGGGAGAAUGA